This is a messenger RNA of Chenopodium quinoa (quinoa), 1443 nucleotides long. RefSeq names its product zinc finger MYM-type protein 1-like. The transcript has a single exon. The record is from RefSeq and is a predicted model, not a curated record. Lineage: Eukaryota; Viridiplantae; Streptophyta; Magnoliopsida; Caryophyllales; Amaranthaceae. The coding region runs from base 1 to 1443 and encodes 480 amino acids.
AUGGGUGGUUCAAGUAAUAGUAAUGUACCAUUAGAGGAAGAUUUGGUGUAUGAUGUUGAACUUCUUCCUCAUGAUCCGGGAAAAAGAAUAAACAUUAUGGAUUACCCCGCAAAUGAACGAAAUGCUGUUAGGAGGGGUUAUAUUCUUAAAAAACCUUGCCAACCAAAAACUCAUGUCUUCCCUACAAGACAAGUGUCUGGUUUGCGUCGCUUUAGUGUUCAUUGGUUCAACAAAUGGGAUUGGCUUGAAUAUAGUAUUGAAAAAGAUGCUGCAUUUUGUUUUGUAUGUUACUUGUUCAAGAAUGAAGUUGGUAUUAAACCGGGGGGUGAUGCAUUUGUUGAUGGAGGGUUUAGGGCAUGGAAUAAACCGGAAAGAUUUGAGAAGCAUGUUGGUGGAAUUAAAAGUGCUCAUAAUCUUGCUUAUGAGAAAUAUGUGAAUUUAAGAGAUGAAAAAAAGAAAUCAAUCUUGAAUGUGAUUGACAAUGCAAGUGAUGUGAUUAAAAGUGAAUAUUUUAUCCGCUUGAAAGCAUCUUUAUCUUGUUUAAGAUUUCUUUUGGGGCAAGGUUUGGCAUUUCGUGGACAUGAUGAAAGUGGGGAGUCAUAUAAUAGGGGUAAUUUCCUUGAGCUUUUGAAAUGGUUAGGAGAAAAGGUUGAGGAAGUAAGGAUACAUACUCUUGAAAAUGCACCUAAAAAUUGUCAAAUGACUUCCCCUCCUAUUCAAAAGGACAUUAUUAACUGUUGUGCCAAAGAAACAACUAGGUGCAUAAUAGAAGAAGUUGGUGAUGAUUACUUUGCUAUAUUGGCCGAUGAGUCAAGUGAUGUGUCCCAAAAAGAACAACUAGCUCUUGUUUUGCGUUUUGUUGAUAGAGAUAGUGGAAAGGUAAUGGAGCGAUUUUUAGGCAUUGUUCAUGUUGCUAAUACUACCGCUUUAACUCUUAAAGAUGCAAUCAUGUCUUUACUUGUUGAACAUUCAUUGAGCCCAUCUAUGAUAAGAGGGCAAGGGUAUGAUGGAGCUAGCAACAUGAAGGGUGAAAUAAAUGGCCUUAAGACUUUGAUUAUGAAUGAUACUCCAAGUGCCUACUAUAUACAUUGUUUUGCUCAUCAACUUCAACUAACAUUAGUUGCCGUUGCUAAAAAGAAUGAUAGUUGUGGUUGGCUUUUCGAGAUACUUGGAAAUUUGUUGAAUGUGGUUGGAGUUUCUUGCAAGAGAAGAGAAAUGAUUCGUCAAGAUCAAGCUCAAGAAGUUGCUCGAGCCUUGGAUGUUGGGGAUAUUGUGAGUGGAUCGGGUUUAAAUCAAGAACUUGGUUUGAGUAGGCCCGGGGAUACUCGUUGGAGUUCUCAUUACAAGUCACUUUUAAAUGCCAUCCUCUUAUUUCCUACAAGUAUUAACCAAUUUGUGUGUGAGUUUUUUUUUUUGUUUUUAUUUUUUGUAAGCUUUUCGUAA